AUGUUAAUCGAAAAACAUAAUAAAGUCAUUUCGCUUUCCGACAACAUUAAAAAAUUAUUGUCUAUUUUCUGCUUGAUGCAAAUUAUUUUGAAUACUUUACUUAUUUGCUGCAUAGGAUUCAUUAUCGUAAUAUCCCUUUCUAAUGAAGCCGGUAUCUUUGUGUUGGUGAAAGUCGUUGUCGGCUACUUUGCCAUAAUGACAGAAACUUUUAUUCUUUGCUUUGCUGGAGAAUAUCUCAGUCACAAGAGUAUAUCUAUUGCCGAUGCAGCGUAUGAUUCGUUAUGGUACGAUUUGCCGUCAUAUCAGAGUAAAAUUAUAACAUUCAUAAUAAUGAGAUCCCAGUCGCGACUAACAAUCUCUGCAGGAAAAUUCACGAAUUUAUCCUUGGAAGCUUUUACGACUAUCGUAAAAGCUUCGGCGUCGUAUAUAUCUGUCUUUCUUACGAUAUAUUAA
Linepithema humile (Argentine ant) is the source of this 453-nucleotide messenger RNA. Its product is annotated as odorant receptor 13a-like. NCBI's taxonomy places the organism in Eukaryota, Metazoa, Arthropoda, Insecta, Hymenoptera, Formicidae. Gene Ontology annotation, biological process: detection of chemical stimulus involved in sensory perception of smell; sensory perception of smell. The record is from RefSeq and is a predicted model, not a curated record. Gene Ontology annotation, cellular component: plasma membrane. Gene Ontology annotation, molecular function: odorant binding; olfactory receptor activity.